This is a messenger RNA of Haliotis rufescens (red abalone), 2833 nucleotides long. RefSeq names its product denticleless protein homolog. The record is from RefSeq and is a predicted model, not a curated record. Bases 92 to 2197 code for a protein of 701 amino acids. The transcript has 15 exons. Gene Ontology annotation, cellular component: nucleus. Gene Ontology annotation, molecular function: protein-macromolecule adaptor activity; protein binding. NCBI's taxonomy places the organism in Eukaryota, Metazoa, Mollusca, Gastropoda, Lepetellida, Haliotidae. Gene Ontology annotation, biological process: proteasome-mediated ubiquitin-dependent protein catabolic process.
CGCGGAAUCUUGAGUUGUCGCGGGAGUUAGUGUAGAGCAUUUUAGCAAACUUUUAUACUCUAAUAUUUAGAGUGAUUAAACCCUUGCAAAAAUGUUGUUCAGAAGUAUAUAUGAUAGAUGCGAAGGACGCCGGAAAGUACGAACCCAAAGUGUGAUAUCUCCAUUGCUUGAUCAGUUCGAGUCUCUCACCAGUGAUGAUUAUUUAUUGGCUUCAGAAGAUGAUGGGGUGUCCGUCCCACCUCUUGCUUGCAGCUUCUGUCCAGUUGCAUCCUCCAGUCAUAUCCUGAGCCUGGUAGAUGAGAAUGGUUACCUGGUGCUGUACAAUACUUUGCGUACUGGGACAGAGGCCAUUCUAACAGAGUGGCAGGCCCACAACAACGCCAUCUUUGAUCUGGCCUGGAUGGAGUCGGAAGAGAAGAUUGUGACGGCGUCUGGUGACCAGACGGCCGUGUUGUGGGACCCGCACACCAGUACCAAGAUGGAGGUGUUCAAAGGCCACACCAGCAGCAUCCGAUCUGUCGCCUUUAGGAAGUUUGACGAUGCUGUUUUAGCAACUGGGUCUCGAGAUGGCCAUGUCAUGCUCUAUGACAAGCGCUGUGCUCACAAAGAAGGCUUCAUCCCUCCGAUGAAUGUGAUCCGCAACGCCCACUCAGUCCAGGGUCUGAAGAGUAAGAAGCGCACCAAGCUAGGGCUGGUCAUGGACAGCCAACAGAGUGUCACAGUUGUAGCAUUCCAGUCUGACAUGUUGCUCAUCUCCUCUGGCGCUGUGGAUGGAUGUAUAAAGAUUUGGGAUUUACGAAAGAACUACUCCUCACUCAACUCGGACCCUGUGGCUCGAUACAGCUUCCCUUAUGGAGGACCUCGGGCAAGUAAACAUGGUUAUUCCAGCCUGACAGUCGACUCGUACGGUGCUAAUUUAUUUGCCAGCUGUACAGACGACAUCAUCUACCAGUACGACCUUGUCACAUACAACAAACAGCCAGUGAACACCUUCCGAGGCCAUCAGAACCACACGUUCUAUGUCAAGUCUUCCAUCAGUCCCGACAACGACUUCCUCCUGAGUGGUUCCAGUGACUCCAUGGCCUAUGUGUGGGAGAUUGACAAGCCCAACAAGUCGCCAGUUGUGUUGAAGGGCCAUCGGGCGGAGGUCACGAGUGUCUCAUGGAGCAAGCAUGACUUCACAAAGCUGGCCACCUUGUCUGACGACAACUCCAUGAAGUUGUGGAGGGUGCUGCGGAGAGUCAAGCCGCCAUUGUUUGGGGAGGUGGCAGGAACAGCGGAGAGGACCCACAGAGAAAUCGGGACUUCAACCGUACCCACAGCUAAAGAGACUCCAAAGAAGCCUACCUGUCCUGUCAGGGAGUACUCUCCCCUUAGUCAGCCUCGUUCGUCACCAGGGGGAAAGUCUCCCAGUUUAGGAAAGUCACCAUCCAUUAAAGACUGGUUUAAAAAACAAUCAUUUAAAGAAAAUAAGCCCGAAGGUCCUGUGUUCAGCGAGCAAGUACAUUUACAAUCUCCGCAGAAACAAACCUUUCAUCCGUCUCCUCGGAAAGCAUCCAGGUUGAAAUUGGAUGAGGAUGAGGAGGAUACAGGCUACUUCAAUGGCAGCAGUACUGUCCCAUUCAAGGCAUAUGUGGAGAAAGAGAACAGUUGUUCAGCUAAGAAAACGUCGAAAAGGAAACUAGACAUUGGUGAGACAAAUGAACAGUGUAAACGGCGCCAUAUUGAACAAAGCAGUCCUGCCAAGAGUGAUAUGGUUCUGCGUGAUUUGGAGGCAGAAUUAAACAAUUCUGAAAAAGCAAGUUCAUGUGAUAUAAGAUCUGAAGGACUUAAAAAUUCUAUUAUUGACAAGUGUGCAAAUAGUGAGAAAGGAGAAGUGUUUUCACCAACGCGUAAUCUCCCCAACCUUGUAGUGGAUGAAGCUGAGAACCGCCAAGAACGAUUGUCAGUGGUAAUGGCAAGUCCAAGUCAGGACAAGAAGUGCAUUGACUGGCUUACUCAGAUCCGACUUGGUAAACACGGACAUGGAAGGGGUAUAUUUCCGAGUCCGGCCAAGUCUGUUACAUCAGAGGAUGAUAUGUGUGGACGAAGUGACUGCUCUUCUCCUGGCAGAUCUAUAAUAAGGACACCAGUGAAGGGGAUGAAGUCUAUUUUGAACUACUUCCAGAAGUCGGCAGAGAAGAAACCAAGGAAAUAAUGUCCUAUCCUUUAAAAAUGAAACUGAAACUUAAUAUUCUCCUAAAUACUAACACUUCAUAUUGUCCCAAAUACUAUCUUAUUUCAUGGUGCUGCUUGUUGGAUCAGUGGUCCAUUGUCCAUUUACAGUCUUGUGAAGAGAGUUUUUAUAUAUGGUAUACGAUGCUGCUAUAGGGCAAGUUUGAAUUUCUGCAGAUUGAAUACCUCAGUGGAAUGGUUUUACAAAUACCCUGGUCCGCUAGAAGCAUUUACCAGGACCAGUUGUUUAUGAACUGAGUGGACCGACUGGGGAAACUGUCAAUGCAGUCUCCUAACUGUUUGUCUUAUGAGAAUGAAAGGAAACACAUUUUGUAAUAAUUUAAGACUGAUGAUUUGUAAUUGGCAAGGAAAUCUGGGAUUUAUCUAGACCUGCUGAGAGGCUGAAAUUUGGCUCCAAAUCCUCACCAAAUGUCAAAAAUUCUCAAAUUGAAAUUAUGUUCUCAUAUUAUAACAAAUGUUAUGGCUUGCAGAAGUAACAAAUUUCACUGGAAGUGGUAAAUGUCUGAGACCUGCAUCACUUCGGGCUUUCCUCCCACAUUUACCUGACACGCUGUGAUAUAACUGGAAUACUGUUAAAAGCAGCUUUACACUAAAAUCU